Molecule: messenger RNA, 4435 nt
Organism: Rosa rugosa (rugosa rose)
Lineage: Eukaryota; Viridiplantae; Streptophyta; Magnoliopsida; Rosales; Rosaceae
Product: probable disease resistance protein At4g27220
Exons: 3
Coding region: 392-3796 (1134 amino acids)
Biological process (GO): signal transduction
Molecular function (GO): ADP binding; protein binding
Source: RefSeq, a predicted model, not a curated record
UGAAACGAAUACAAUGGCGGGUCUUUCUAUAAAAGCUUUGGAAGACCAUUCCGGCCCUAGUUCGAUACAAGAAAAAAUCAAUUAUGUUUGCUACGAGGUGAGCUACUUUGUUUUCUUCACGGGGCUGAAACAGGAUAUUCACAGUGGAGCAGAUUAGUCGGCAGCAAGUGGAGAUAUAUAUAGUAGUAUUAGUUAGCGCAAAUCCAAGAUGUUAUUGUCUAGAAUCUGCAACAACUCAAUCUGAUAUUUCAUGCCUUUCAGACUGCAACACUCUCUUUCAUUGAUUAUUUCCCUCAAUUCCUCAAACUCUAUCCCUCCUUGGUCGGUUUUUUUAUUGGAAUUUCUUCUUUCUUGUUCUUGAUUGCCUCUUGUUUUAAUUUGGUGGUUUUCAAUGGCCUCCAGCUCCCGAAAAGCCUGUUCAUCUCUUCCUUCAUCAGAUUCAUGUUGGAAGUAUGAUGUUUUUAUAAGUUUCAAGGGUGAAGACACUCGCAAGGGGAUCACAGUCGACAUAUACGAUGGACUUAAGAGGAGAGGAAUUAAAGUAUUCAUGGAUGAUCGAGAUCUUGAAGUAGGGUAUGUUAUUACUCCUGCUCUCUUAGCAGCAAUCAAAGAAUCAAGGUUUGCAAUCGUUGUUCUCUCGCAAAAUUAUGCUUCUUCUGCUUGGUGUUUGGAGGAACUUAGAGAGAUUUGUCUAUCCAUGGAAGACAACAGAAUAUUGCCACUGUUCUAUGAUCAUGUUGAUCCUACUGAUGUUCGAUAUCAGAAGAAGGGAAAUUUCAAAAAAGCUUUCUCCAAGCAUGUAAAAUCUGGGCGACACCAAUCAGAGAAGGUGAAGGAGUGGCAAGCUGCUUUAAACAAAGUGGCCAAUAUCUCUGGGUGGAAUACAAAUGAUCAUAAGACUCACAAAGAGCUUGUUGACGUCAUUGGGGAAUUUCUCCGUAGCAAAAUAGUUACUGAUGGAAUUGAGUCCACAGGAAAUUUCCAAGCAUUUGAAGCAACAAGAAAAGCUAUGAAUAAGGUUAUGAUGGCGCUAAAAGAUGAAGAGGUCACUGCCGUUGGUGUCUACGGCAUGGGAGGCGUUGGAAAGACAACGAUGGUAAAACAUGUCGGUGCACAUGCCCGAAAAAGUGGGAUUUUUGAACAUGUGAUUAUGGGUAUCGUAUCCCAAAGACCUGACUAUAGAAAAAUUCAAGGCACAUUGGCGGACCUGUUGGGCUUAAUAUUGGAGGAGGAGACAGAAGUUGGAAGAGCAACUAGCUUGAGUGAGGAGAUAAAGAAAAGAAAUAAGAUCCUUGUAAUCCUGGACGACGUUUGGGAGAGAGUGGAUUUAUCAAGAAUAGGAAUACCAAGCUACAAGGAACUUCAAAAGUGCAAUUCCAAAGUCCUACUCACCACAAGGAGAUGGAAUGUUUGUCAUGUCAUGGAGUGCCAAGAAAAGAUCACCCUCAACGUCCUCUCAAAAAAAGAUUCUUGGGCCUUGUUUGUGAGAAAUGCAAGGUCUUUUGAAUCGACCACUUUCAAGGGUGUAGCGAAGAAGGUAGCUAGAGAAUGUAGGGGUCUACCAAUUGCAUUGAUAGCAGUUGCAAGGGCACUUGGAGAUAAAGAACUAGUGGAAUGGAAAAGAGCAGCUCGGGCACUAGAGAUGUCACAAUUUGCCAACCCUGAUGAUUACGGAGAAGCAUCCAAAUGUAUAAAAUUAAGCUAUCAUUACUUAAAAGAUGAUGACUACAAGUCAUACUUCUUGCUCUGUUGCUUAUUCCCAGAAGACUUUGACAUCCCAAUUGAAGAGUUGUUCAGGUAUGCGAUCGGGAAAGGAUUGUUUCGAGAUGCCGACACCCUUGAAGAAGCCAGAGAGAAGGCUGAUUCUGUGGCCGCACACCUUAAACAUUCUUGCUUGCUUUUGGACGCAGACAGAUUUAGAAGGACAGAAAGAAUUAGAUGUGUAAGGAUGCAUGAUGUCGUCCGGGAUACAGCCAUUCAAAUUGCGCAAUCUGACGAUGGGUUUUUGGUCAAAGCUGGCCGUGGUUUAGAGGAUUGGCCACGUCAAUUACAUAGAGGAUACUCUGCAGUCUCACUAAUACGGAAUCGUAUUAGCAAGCUACCGGAAAGGUUAGUAUGUCCAAAACUCCAGGUUUUGUUACUAAAUCAUAUUGGGUCUAUAACUAGGAUCCCAGAAACCUUCUUUCAAAGUCCAAAUGAAUUAAGGGUCUUAAAUCUUAGUUACACUAAUAUUUCCUUACUACCCCAAUCAUUCAGUUUCCUAACCAACCUCCGAGCUUUGCAUUUAGAUAGAUGUGAGAAGCUAAUUGACAUUUCCAUGAUCGGAAAACUUAAGAAGCUUGAGAUUCUUAGUAUGAUCAGAAACUCACAUUUUCCUAGAGAAAUAGGAGGUUUGACCAAUCUAAAGAUUUUGGAUAUCACCGGUACAAGUGUUGAUCAAAUUCCAUCCAAAGUGAUAUCAAAAUUGCAUAAUUUAGAAGAACUGUACAUGAAUGGAUCAGAAGACUCGUACCUGCAAUGCAGAUUUUGUGAGUGGGGGAGAAAAGUUAAGGGAGAAGGAGAAGAAACCAAUGCUGGUUUUGAUGAGGUAACUAGUUUGUCAAACUUAAGAGUUUUGAAGGUUUGUAUCUGUGAUGCAGAGUGUAUCCCUAAAUAUGUUGAGUUCAAUCCGAAUUGGGUUGAAUUUGAUAUAUGUAUCGGCACAUACGACAAGAUGGAAGGCUCUGAUCGAUAUGCUCAUAAGUCAAUAUCCUUGAAGCUUGACACCAUCAGUCGCUUGCCGGACUGGUUUUUCAAUACGGUGAUGAAUAGAGCAGAGAGGCUAUGGUGGGAAGGGUGCCGAAGGUUAAUAGACAUAUUUGUGGAAUUUGAGCAUGGGAGAUUACAGGGACUGACUCAUCUCUCUAUAAUUGGUACCGAUAGCCACGAGCUGAUGAAUACAAGAACAUGGGUUCCAAAAAGACCUGUGUUCAAGAAGUUGGAAGAGUUGCAUAUGAUUGGAGUAGAUUGUCAGGAGUCAUGUGUUGGUGAGCUACCACCUGGGUCUCUAUUUAAUUUGAAGGUAUUGAAGGUUCGAUAUUGUUACAAGUGGGGGAAUGUACUUUUACCAUCAACAUUGUUACAGAGACUACCAAAUCUUGAAGAACUAUGUUGUCGUUUCAUGGACGAGAUUGAAUAUGUGUUUGGGUAUGAAGCGUUAUCUGAGCCAAAACAAUCAAAAUUGAGAAGUGUAGAGUUGUGUGGUCUGUACAGAGUAAGAAGCAUAUGGGAUGGACCUGCUCCACUUGCAAUGUUUCAGACUCUUCAAAUUUUGAACAUUAGACAGUGCAACUUGCCGGGAAGUCUCUUCACCUCUGAUAUUGCCCUGUGUCUUUCUCAGUUGACUUACUUUAAUUUACAGAAUUGCCCUUUUUUGGAAAGAAUAGUUGAGGCAGGCAACAAGAAGAUCAUUCUUCCAAAAUUGAAGCGAUUAAGUUUGGCGGAACUUCCGAUGUUGUACUCUGAAAGUGCUACCAUUGAUAUUGAGUGUCCUUCAUUGGAAGACUUGGAUGUGUUGGACUGUCCCAAGUUUUCAGCCUCUAUUUAUGACUUCAAGCCAGAGAGAGAAGUCCAACUCCACAGAGCUCUCUUCUAUACUAGGGUUUCCUCACAGAAGCCUCAUUGCCCUAUUUGGCGGCGAGUCCCUAUAGAGCUGUCGUCAGACUCUUUUUCGACUCGGUUCGGGUCUGAUGUGAGGUCGGGGUCCUCGAUUGACUUGUCCUUGGUCCGAGGUGGAGAUCGCGGUGGCUAUGUGUGAGUUGAGGAAGGACGAGAUCGCGGCGGUUGUCCGGCCUUGGUUCUUUUCUAGCUGGCCUUGGUAGCGGAUUAGCUUGGUGUGGUUGGAUCGGAGGCUGUCUGGUGGUGACGGGUCAUCGACGCGGCUUGGAUCUGAUCAGAAUAGUCUGAUAUAGGUUGGGGCAGAUGAUUCUAAUUUGGGGAAGGGAAUGGUUGGAAAGGGUGGUGCUUCUCCACGACACAAUGGGGAUGGCAGAGCGAGGUUGACAGAGGUCCGGCGAAGGUGGUUUGUUCGGCAUAGCGGGUGGUCCGUCGGAGGAGGUGGGAUUAGGCCAGGCCAAGCUUGGCUGGCAGGCCGUGAUCUGCUUGCGUCCUGGAUUGCUUGGGCUUGGGCCCCCUUUUUGGGCUCUGCCUUGGCUGAUUUUUUAUUUAUGUUUUUAGUUUUAUUUAUUUUAGUUGGAUAUUGUUUGGCGUGUAUUAAGUCUCUGCAUGUAUCUUGUAGGGCUAGUCGGACUAAAAUUGCAUGUAUGUGCACUCUAAGUGCCUUGUCUGGCCUAGCAAGACGACGAUCUAUUGUUAAAUGGUCGCAACCUCCUAGUGGCUGGAUGAAACUAAGGGUCACUAUGCCAAUAAUAGCUUCAGAUGGAAAUUAUAUGUUGUG